UUUGAUAACGAAAAUUAACUGAAUAACAAAAUUUAAGUCAAGCGCAAAUUUUCCUCACCUCACCAAUUACCUUACAAGAUGACCGAGCUGCUUUCUAAGGAAAAAGAAUUUCUAAAAUUGAAUGAACAACUAAAUAUGAUGGCUUCCUCAGCGCUGGAACAACAUGCUUCACAGGCUAUUUCUGUCGCUGCAUCCGAUGUGGCUGGAACUAUGUCCUUUAGUUCAGGUCGUACCUCGACCGAUACUCGAUUCCUGACAUAUCAGAAGAGCAAGGGUCAAAGUACACUGUUAAGAAAGAAUGGUGCUGGCGAUGGAGCCCUAGAUGUUGUGGAUUUAUUUAAUCAAGCCACAGCCCCAAUUGCCAAGGAACGCCUUAAUCUGACAUUGCCCUAUCGUCAGGGCAACAAUCCCUACUCAAGUAGAUUUUCUACCUCACCUCGCAUUACAGUGACUGCUCCCACGCCAACGCCCCCUCCUACUACAGGACAGCCAGCGAAUUCAGGCAAAAUAACGCCAACUGUGGCCCCUUCUCCAAUAUCGAAAACAUCCACUAUAACACGACAUCGGCCACCCAACAAAGGCAAUGAAACCUAUCGAGCCCCUAAUCAAUCCCGUUUCAAUGGAAGUCGCAUUCCACCCACAAACACUUCUACAUUCACUGUAAAAUAUCGCAAUGCGAAAUUUGUUAAAAGUCCUUCUCUGGAGCUCUUGCACAAAGAGGAAUGUUCCACGUUACGAAGUCAACAAUCUUGUACUGAUUCCAACAAUCAUCUUGAAAGCAGUGCCAGCUCAGUGAUCAAUGAGGAUGUACAGUCUACGGGACGUCGUUCGCAAGCCAGCAUUUUGACAAUUGGUUCUAAGAAGAAUGUCAGCACAGAUGGUUUAAUCAAAUUUCUUAAAUCCAAAGUAACCAUACUGGAGGAAGAUCACACUCGUAUUUCCCAAGAAAUGGCCAAACAAAAAGAGCUACUCGAUAAGGCACUGGAUCAAGUCAAAGCCAUGGAACAACAACGUGAUCAAGCCUAUGCCAAACACAAUGCUCUCAAAGAUCAAUUGACCAAAGUCGAAAGCCAGUUAGAGGACGCGGGUCAAUGUAAUAAAGAUCGUAGCAAAGAACAAUUAAAACAACAAAAGGAAUUGGAAACUGCCAAAAGGGAGAUUAAAAUUUUAACCCAGAAUAAUAAGAAUUUAGAGAAACGCCUUUAUAAGGCUAAUGAGGAGAUGGAGAAUAGCCGCACCACAAUAACUCAAUUUAAAAAAUCCGAAAGAGAUCUGAAGGAGCAGUCUCGGGUUGAGCUAGAAGCCAAAGAGAAGCAAAUUAAAAACCUAAGAAAACAAAGAAUGGACUUGUUGAAUGCCUACAAAAAACAAUUAUACCUCAUUGACAAUUUGAAGCGGCAGACCAUAUGCAUGGAACAGGCCAAAAUGAUUGAAUUCGGUGAAAAGGAAUUCUCCAAGGUUCUGGGGUGGGAUAUCAAGAGUUAGCUAAAUGCCCAGCUUAUGGGAUAAAGCAAAAAGAGCAUGCAGUUUUGUUGUAGUGGUUAUUUGGUUGAAACUAAGUUAAAUUGUGGCCAUUUAAAAAAUGCCACAAUGUUGUUGUGUGAUGUUUUCAUCCCUCUCAUAGCCCUAAAAC
Molecule: messenger RNA, 1633 nt
Organism: Stomoxys calcitrans (stable fly)
Lineage: Eukaryota; Metazoa; Arthropoda; Insecta; Diptera; Muscidae
Product: DNA ligase 1
Exons: 2
Coding region: 79-1485 (468 amino acids)
Source: RefSeq, a predicted model, not a curated record